Aplysia californica (California sea hare) is the source of this 3980-nucleotide messenger RNA. RefSeq names its product clustered mitochondria protein homolog. Gene Ontology annotation, biological process: intracellular distribution of mitochondria. Gene Ontology annotation, molecular function: protein binding; mRNA binding. Gene Ontology annotation, cellular component: cytoplasm. The record is from RefSeq and is a predicted model, not a curated record. Lineage: Eukaryota; Metazoa; Mollusca; Gastropoda; Aplysiida; Aplysiidae.
CGAAUGACCUUAGGCCCUACUCUCAAAGACACGUUUAGGACGGACACCGCAUGUGCAUAGAAUAACACGCGAAACUGCAAAGAAAACUUUCAAAGAUGUUUUUUGCAACUGCAUAGCUGAACCACACUGUUCAACAUCGAAGAAAGUGAUCUUGAAAAGUGCUUUAUUUUAUUUUGUUGUGUGCUGAGUGGAUUGCGUUAUAAUCAUCGUCCUUCAAAGGUUAAGUCUCCGCACGUGUGUUAUAAAAGUCUCUGCUGUAGACUCUACUUUAGCACCCCUUCUCACUAGGAAAGUUGUUGAGGGCAAUGGCAGGGAUAACCGUGACCGAGGACAACAGAAAAGAUGAGGUACAGAAAAAGGAUCCCCAGUCGAAAGACAGUGGUACUGAUUCCACGAAAGAAUGCCUAACAAACGGACAUGCCGAAGAGAAAAUCAUCCUUGAUGGCAAAGCUGAGCAAAACUGCUGUGUAGGAGAGAAAGGUCAGUGUACUAUGGAAAAGAAAGAAGACAAAGAGGGCGAGACAAAGGAGAAUGAAGAGGAAAAAGACAAAGAGGUCCUGCUGAUCCAGGACACUGGCUUCAACGUCGUCAUCGUGGCCCCGGGCAUUGAGCCCUUCGAUCUGCCGGUAAGCUCGAUGGAGCUGGUCCAGGAGAUCCACCAGGUGCUGAUGGACCGGGAGGACACGUGCCACCGGACCUGCUUCUCCCUGCAGCUGGACGGGACCACCAUGGACAACUUCUCGGAGCUCAAGGCCAUAGAGGGGCUGAAGGAGGGCUCUGUGAUUAAAGUUAUUGAAGAGCCAUACACAGUGAGAGAGGCGAGGAUACACGUGCGUCAUGUACGAGACCUCAUGAAGUCUGUGGACCCGGCAGACGCUUACAACGGCGUCGACUGCGCCUCUCUCUCCUUCCUCAACACAAUCACCCUGGGCGACAUUUUAGACAAAAAGCGCAGCAAGCCCGACUCUGUGGACUGUACCCCACCUGAGGCCAUCAUCCCCAACUCCAAAGACAGACCUCUACUUCCCCUGCACCCCGGCAUCAAAGACUUGAAGGGCUCUCGGUGCUUGAAAGUGCUGACCUACAGCGGCUGGAACCCUCCCCCGGGCAACAGGAGAAUGCACGGUGACCUACUGUACCUGUACGUGGUGACCUUGGAGGACAAGAGGUACCACGUCACCAGCUGUGCCCGGGGGUUUUACCUCAACCAAUCGACGGAAGAUGAAUUCAACCCCAAGCCUUCACAGCCAAAGUAUUUGUCUCACUCUCUCAUCGACUUGCUCAACCAGAUCAGCCCGGCCUUCAAGCGUACGUUUUCCCUCCUGCUGAAGAAGCGCGGCCAGAAGCACCCAUUUGAGCGAGUCCCCACCCCGUACCAGGUGUACGCGUGGAUGGCCCCGCAGCCGGACCACCAGGUGGACUACAUCAGGGCGGAGGACGCCUUCUCCACCCGCCUGGGUUAUGAGGAGCACAUCCCGGGCCAGACCAGAGACUGGAACGAAGAGAUUCAGACGACGCGAGAACUGCCAAAGACCAACCUGCCUGAACGCCUCAUCAGGGAGCGUGCCAUAUUCAAGGUGCACAGUGACUUUGUCGCUGCGGCUACCAGGGGAGCCAUGGCGGUCAUCGACGGCAAUGUCAUGGCCAUCAACCCAGGGGAGGACGCUAAAAUGCAGAUGUUCAUCUGGAACAACAUUUUCUUUAGCCUGGGCUUUGACGUGAAGGACCACUACAAAGACUUUGGGGGAGAUGCCGCAGCUUUUGCCGCUCCUAGCAAUGACCUCCAAGGUGUGAAGGCGUACUUCAACAUGGACCCUGACGGCCUCUACACUCUGGGCACGGUGGUGGUCGACUAUCGCGGAUACCGGGUCACGGCACAGUCCAUUAUUCCUGGCAUUCUGGAGAGAGAGCAGGAGCAGUCGGUGGUCUACGGGUCCGUGGACUUUGGGAAGACUGUGGUGUCCAGUGAAAAGUACAGAGAGCUGCUCCAGAAGACAGCUGCAGCCUUGAAGAUCCGUCCACACAAGGUGCUCAACAGUAAAGAGGAGACCAUUGAGCUGUACUCCUCUAUAGAAUGCAAGGGAAUUGUUGGAAAUGAUCAGAGGCAUUAUAUUCUUGAUCUCUUGAGGACUUUCCCUCCCGAUGCAAAUUAUCUUCCAGUGGAAGGAGAGGAGCUGGCAGAGUUCAUGAAGAACCACGGCUACCCCAAGAAUCACCGCCACAAGCUGCCCUGUCUGAGGCAGGAGCUCAUCGAGGCAUUCAUUGAGAGCCGAUACCUCGCUUUUGUGAAGCACGCGGCUCUCCAUUUCCAGACUCUGCAGAAACAGCCCAAGAAAACAGAGAUAAACGACUGCCUUGACCACACGUCUUCCCCCGUGGACGGAAUCACGCUGUCCGAGUCCAUGCACGCCAGAGGAAUCAACAUGAGGUACCUGGGCAAAGUGGCAGAGAUGCUGGCCAAGUACCCCACCCUGUCAUAUGUAUAUACGAUCGCGGUGAGCGAGUUGAUCUGCCGGUCGGCCAAGCAUCUGUUCAACCAUUACAUGCAGGGAGUGGACAUGAUGAACACGGCCGCCGCCAUCAGCCAUUUCUUCAACUGUUUCCUCGGCUCCUACCCCACCCCUCACCCACAGGUCACAGCGGACGAGAGCAAAGCUGCCAAGAGAAAGAGUAAAAGAAAGAACAAGCACAGUGUUGUGUUCAGUAUAGAAAACACAGAGUGGUCGUCGGAGACUCCCAAGAGCCUGUGGAAGAAAAUCAUCGACGAGGCGGACGAGUACUACAGCUAUGUGCUAGAGUGCGACGGAAUCGACGGAGCCAUGGAGCAGUACGGCUGCCAGCGCGUGGCGUUGCUGCGGUCCAUCUGCCUCAAGUGCGGCGUGCAGAUGCAGCUGAAGGAGUACAGUCUGGAGAACAAGGGUCGGCCGUGCUUCUCCGAGGACGACAUCGUCAAUGUCUACCCCAUCGUCAAACACAUCAGUCCCAGGGCAACAGAUGCAUUCCACUUCUUCUCGAGUGGCCAGAACAAGAUCCAGCAGGGCUUGCUGCGUGAGGGCUACGAGCUGAUCAGCGAGGCGCUCAACCUGCUCAACAACGUGUACGGCGCCAUGCACCCUGAGAUCGCCGCCUGUCUACGUCUGCUGGCCCGGCUCAACUACAUCAUGGGCGAGUUUGCCGAGGCGAUGUCCUACCAGCAGAGGGCUGUCCUGAUGAGUGAGCGAGUUUUGGGCGUGGAUCAUCCCAACACCAUCACCGAAUAUGCUCACCUGGCCCUGUACUGCUUCGCCAACAACCAAGUGACGAGUGCCCUGCGCCUCAUGUACCGUGCCCGUUACCUGGCCAUCGUGUGCCACGGGGAGAACCACCCGGAGGUGGCCCUCAUUGACAGCAACAUCGGGCUGAUUCUACAAGCCGUGGAGGAGUACGACUUCUCUCUGCGCUACUUGGAGCACGCUCUACAGCUCAACAUCAGCCCCGACGACCUGGAAAAGUUCAAACAAGAGAUGAGCAAACGCCAGUCCGUGGAACAAGGCCAGGAAGACAAACCAGCCAUCGACGGCUCGCCCGAGGCGGACAAAGACAAAGGAGACGGGGACAAAGCUCCGGCAGAAUCUGUGGCGACGACCGCGGUGAAAGAAACGACGAAGGUGGAACAGACGACGAAGGCGACGGUGGAGGUUCCCAGCAAACCCGUGGAGAACGUCAACCAGAACAAGAAGGACGACUCGGCUGUCCUAGUGGAGGGCAUCGCUCUGGCUUAAGGUCGCGCCAUCGACGGUCGACUGGGUGGGGGCCAUGUGGAACUUGUUUGGGGUUUUUGUUUUUUUUUUCUUUCUACUGUAGAUGUGAGGGUGUGGUGGCGGAGCGGUUAGUGCGCUCGUCUCUGAAGCGGAAAGUCCGGGUUCAGGCCUCGAUUCGGACACGCGAUUGUUUUCGCCCCCUCCUGCCCACCCAGCAGUAAUGGGUACCUGACUUCAAGU